Molecule: messenger RNA, 1652 nt
Organism: Manihot esculenta (cassava)
Lineage: Eukaryota; Viridiplantae; Streptophyta; Magnoliopsida; Malpighiales; Euphorbiaceae
Product: EVI5-like protein
Exons: 10
Coding region: 396-1445 (349 amino acids)
Source: RefSeq, a predicted model, not a curated record
GUAGAAACGACAGCGUCACCACACUGUCAUUUUUGUUUUUCGUUUUCCAUGUAAUGUGCGAUGUAUUCUCUUGCAAUGCACGCGUUAAACUGAAAUUGGUGCGCCGAAACUACCAAUUCUACGUCCUAUUUACCCAUUGGGUUUUAUCAGAUUUUUCAUUCUCCUCUCUUAAUUGCAUAGAGUUUUCUGUAUCAGUUCAGGGAAUUGUGGCUUGAUCAUCAUCGUUCGGAAGUUUCUGUAAUUCCCAGAUUCCAAUUUCUCAAAACCCAUCUUUUUUCAGAUUUGGCUGUGCAAGUAUUAUGGGGUUGGUGAGGUGAUCAUCAUGACCAAGAAACCGGACCCAUAUCCCUUACAUUGUGGAGUGUUGGAGUUUCUUUGACUUGGUGGAAAUUGGAAUGGAAAAGAAAAGAAUAGACAACUAUGAACCAGGGCCACUUCCUUCACCAAAACAGUUGGACCGAUUUGGGUUUGUAAAGCAAGAGCUUAGUAAUUCUCAUGAAGGCUUAACAAAGGGCAGGUCAGCCUAUGAAUUUGAGAGAGAGGAAAGAAGAGUAAGGAAAUGGAGGAAGAUGAUUGGAGUUGGUGGAAGUGAUUGGAAGCAUUAUAUUAGGAGGAAACCUCAUGUGGUCAAGAGACGAAUAAGGAAGGGAAUUCCAGAUUGUUUAAGGGGUCUUGUUUGGCAGUUGAUCACUGGAAGUCGAGACCUUUUGCUGAUGAAUCCUGGGGUUUAUGAGCAAUUAGUCAUAUAUGAGACAUCAGCAGCAGAGCUGGAUAUUAUUCGAGAUAUUUCUCGAACCUUUCCUUCACAUGUUUUCUUCCAGCAGAGACACGGACCUGGUCAGAGGUCCCUCUACAAUGUUUUGAAGGCAUACUCAGUCUUUGAUAGAGAAGUUGGAUAUGUUCAGGGAAUGGGAUUUUUAGCUGGUUUAUUGCUUCUAUAUAUGAGUGAAGAGGAUGCAUUUUGGUUGUUGGUUGCAUUACUGAAAGGAGCCGUCCAUGCUCCAAUGCAAGGCUUAUACCAGGCGGGACUGCCUCUUGUACAGCAAUACCUUUUUCAGUUUGAUCACUUGGUGAAAGAGCAUAUGCCAAAGCUGGGAGAGCAUUUCAUCCAAGAAAUGAUAAAUCCGAGCAUGUAUGCAAGUCAGUGGUUUAUAACUAUUUUCUCUUACUCUUUCCCAUUCAACUUGGCUCUUCGAAUUUGGGAUGUUUUUCUGUAUGAGGGUGUUAAAAUUGUUUUUAGAGUGGGUUUGGCUCUGUUGAAACAUUGCCAUGAUGACUUGGUAAAAUUACCCUUCGAGAAACUCAUACAUGCUUUGCGUAACUUUCCCGAGGAUGCCAUGGAUCCAGAUGCGUUAUUACCCAUGGCUUACUCAUUUAAGGUGUCGAAGCGAUUGGAAGAAUUGAAACAGGCGUAUGACAAGAAGAAUGGGAAGCUAUCUAAAUGACUGCUGCUGCUGCUCUUAGUAUCCAGAGUUGUUUCAAUCAUGGAUGACUCCUCAUUGUUGAUAAUGUCUGUGUCAAAUGUUGAGUUGUAAAUAAAAUCUUAGGGCGACUACACAGGUCAUGUCUGUUCCUAUUACUUAUCAAAUGUAAGACUAUCAUUUUAGUUACCCUUGGAAAAAAAAAAAAAAACUCACUAUUUGGUUCCUUAA